AAUCCGUUGCCGUCGGUCCCAUUUCCCAAACAGCCGACUUGUAAGCGUAAAGGCGCGUGUGAAUCCCCCUACGAGAAAGAGAGACCAAUAGUGUGCAGUUUACGCUUGACAAGGAUAUUCCAAAUUCGAAAUACCAAAAUGUUCAGAUUUCUUGCAUUGACCACCCUGGUGGCUUUGGCUUCCAGCCAGCAUUACCACCAGGACCCCAAGACGGCGGCCAUUAUCAGUGAGCAGCGUUACCUCUCCGGAGAUGGAAAGUUCGGAGCUGCCUAUGAGCAGGAGGAUGGCAUCAACUUCAAGGAGGAGACAGAUGCGGACGGUACACGUCAUGGCAGCUACAGCUAUGUGGAUCCCUCUGGACAGAGGCGCACCAUUUCCUAUACAGCAGGCAAAAAUGGCUUCCAAGCUUCUGGAGAUCAUUUGCCGCAGGCACCACCUGCACCACCACAGCCCGUGCCCACGGCAGGAUACCAGCCACAGCAGCAGUACCAGCCCCAGCAAUACCAGGCUCCUGCUCCCCAGCCUCAGUCUUCCUUCCGCAGCAACGAUUACGGAGAUGACGGAUCCUACGAUCCCCGCUACAACGACCCCUCUUUCGGGCAGAACCAGCAGAGCUACCAGCAACCCGCUCCUCAGCCCCAGUACCGCCCUGCUCCCCAGCCCGCCUACAACCCGCAGCCCGUGCAGCCUCAACAGCAGUACCAGCCACAGUACCAGCAGCCACAGCCCCAGCAGGCGUACUACACCACCACCACCCCCAACCCACACCGCUUUUCGCCACCCGGAAAACUGUCCCUGAACCGCACGCCCGAUGGCUUCACCUACUCCUUCAACAAGGUCUAAGGUCUAAGUCCCCCAUCUCUAACCCAGACAUGUUGCAUCUCCUUCAUUAGGGACCCUCUUUUCUUAUAUAACCUCCCCUAUCACAACUAGAUCCUCCCUUCUCUACUCUUUUCUCUUCUUGACUCCAUCAAAACUCUUGUGUGAUAUGUUUAAGAGCAAAUUGUAACUAUGUAUCGUACUUCCUAUAUGCGUACUGUUUGUUUGUAAUUUAUAAUCCUACACAGAGAAAUCAAACGCCGCUGCCGCUGGCUGUUGCCAAUAUAAAUUUAAAGCUAUAUUCGAAAUAUCAUUCGAAUAUUUUUGAAAUAUAAGAAAAAUCUAAAGACAUUUGGGCUUUUUCUCUGUGUUAUUCCCUUACAACUACCAACUUCCCGUUUAAUGUUUAGAGAAGCGAAGCCAAUAAACUUCGAAGAUGUUGAUCCAGUUUCAAAUUUAA
This is a messenger RNA of Drosophila eugracilis, 1279 nucleotides long. It is a transcript of the gene Cpr100A, whose product is annotated as DNA translocase FtsK. Gene Ontology annotation, molecular function: structural constituent of chitin-based larval cuticle. Gene Ontology annotation, cellular component: chitin-based extracellular matrix. Bases 139 to 843 code for a protein of 234 amino acids. The transcript is spliced from 3 exons. Lineage: Eukaryota; Metazoa; Arthropoda; Insecta; Diptera; Drosophilidae. The record is from RefSeq and is a predicted model, not a curated record.